CCCUCAUCACCUCCCACCCCUCCCUGCUCCUUUCCACUGCACAGAGUUAAAGCCAGAGCCUGCAGUGACUGAUCACACUAGCCCAAAAGAUCCAGAGAAGAGGCGAAAGCAACUCUCAGUUCCCUGAAGAAAACUAAAAAAACGAGAAAACUGGAACGCGGUCCGGGUCGACUCAAAGGGGCUGUGCCACAAAACCGAGAAAGGGCCAAAUUGCAUGAGGGCAUUUAAAAUAAUUCUCCUUCAGCAGAGCUGCAGCUGCUCCUGUGCUUAAUCGCCAAGAAAGGAGAGUAAAUAUACCGAGUGGACAGUAAAGCAGGAGGAGAGAAAAGUGACUGGAAUGAUAAAAUGAGAAGCUGGCACAUGCUGAUCAGUGUCUCCCUGUAUGAAGCCCUACUGCAGCUGCUGGUCAUGCUGUCAUUGGGUUUGCGUGUCCUCGCAGUGUGCCCCUCCAUGUGCUCCUGCAGCCGCAGCCACAGAGAGGUUGACUGUUCCUGGAGGGCUCUGAGGGAGCUCCCCGACGGCCUGCAGCACAACCUUCGCUCCCUCAACUUGUCCCACAACCGGUUUCACAGUCUUGAUGGCCAGCUCACUGCAUACACCCAUCUCCGUGUUCUUGAUUUGUCUCACAACAGGCUGGACCACCUGCCCAUGAGGUUACCACGGUCCCUCUGGCAACUGUACGCCGCCUCCAACCGCAUCCACAUGCUGGAUAAGAAUGAUACCGUCAACCAGUGGAAUCUGCAACGACUUGACCUUUCCCAUAAUAAGAUAGAACGGGCUGUCUUCAUUAACAACACAAUGACCAAUCUGCGCAUGAUAAACCUAAGCCACAAUCACUUCUGGACUUUGCCCACCAACAUGCCAAUGCACCUGGAGACCAUCGACCUGUCCCACAACCUGCUGGUUAAGGUGCUGCCAGGCUCUCUAGACCGGCUUCCCAGACUAACUCACUUCUUUCUGCAUGCUAAUCGCUUUUCCACACUGCCGUUUGGAGUCUUAGACAAGAUAACAGCACUUAGACUUAUCACCCUGGGCAACAACCCUUGGUCCUGCCACCUGCCUAAUGCCCUCGCCUACUUAAUCUCCUGGACUCAGCAUACCACCACCUUUGUCCUGGGCUGCCCCUGCCACACCCAGGCUAUUUGUGGAGGGGUGAACCCUGGUAGGAAGAAAGAUGAGCACUUUGCCUCCUACAAUUUGCCCCCCUUAACAGCAAGUGCCGAGGACCAGAGUUCUGUACCUGCUCAGGUCACCGCCACCUGGUGGUGGUACAGGUCCUUUUCUACUCAGCUAAGCACAAGAUUACACCAACCCUUCACAGCCACACCCAUCGGCUUCUCCACCCCAUCACCUGGCACCGUGGGUCUCCACCUAACAACCAAGUACCUUUCUGCAACUAAUAUCCACCCUAAUUCCCAUUUCAUUUUUGGGCAAGAAAAAAUCUCCCCCAUGAACCGACUGGGCAACACUGACGCCAUGAGUGAGGCAAGCUCCAUCUCUAAUACAUCCAUCCCUGUUGACACCGGUAUGGCCACAGACCAGUUCUUCAUGACGCAGAACCCUUCUCUCCACACUAAGAAAACUACGACCCUUCGCACCAGGAGUGUGAGGAGGCCAAAUCAGUCCCUUGCAAGUGGUAUCAACAAGGCCGACAUAGCUUCUGCACCUUGCUCCUCGUUUAUCCAGAACCUGAUCUUGUCCUUCAUCCUGCAUCAACAUGUAUUUUGAGGGAAAAGGAAAUGCCACAGUGUCAAAUUUGAGUUUACAGCACACGUAUUUACAGCAUGCACACAACUCUUGAUGGCUGCAGACUGGUAAUUUUGCACAAGCUGAGCACUUCAGCAAAAGACUAUUAAAGCUAUUCAACAAGCUAAUGCAGCUCAACAUGCAU
Molecule: messenger RNA, 1891 nt
Organism: Thalassophryne amazonica
Lineage: Eukaryota; Metazoa; Chordata; Actinopteri; Batrachoidiformes; Batrachoididae
Product: oligodendrocyte-myelin glycoprotein-like
Exons: 2
Coding region: 346-1728 (460 amino acids)
Biological process (GO): neuron projection regeneration
Molecular function (GO): protein binding
Source: RefSeq, a predicted model, not a curated record